AUGGCGCUUGGUUUCCCCCAUCAUCCCAACUUUCCUACCCAGAGCAUCCCAGCUGUCCUGCUCAGCACACCAAGUGUCCUACCCAGCAUCCCAUCUGUCCCAGCCAACAUCCCUACUGUCCUACCCAGCAUCCCUACUGUCCUAGCCAACAUCCCUUCUGUCCAACCCAGCGUCCUAACUAUCCUGCUCAGCAUUCCAACUGUCCCACCUGGUACCCUGACUGUCAUACCCAGACAUGUAACUGUCCAGCUCUGGCAUCCCAAAUUGAGACCUUUACUUUAGCUUCUAGAAGGGGGACGAGAUUUGCCCAAGAGUUUUCUUUUAACGUAUUCUAUAAAAAAGGGAACCCUAGAAAGUUUCAUUUUACAUUUUUCCACCAGAAAAAUGAACACAGUUGUUUUCAGUGAAGGAGGUUUUAAAAGUUGGCUCCUCAUCGAUAAAACCUCUAACAUUUGAUAGCUUAAUUGUUUCCACCACAACAGCAUUCUUGUUUAAACUCACACUAGCCACUCUAUCACAUUUUCCUGCCAAAAUGAUGCUGCAAUCCUGGACAAAACUACUUGAGAAAAUGUUUUCAUUAAUGCGCACUACCUAACGCAACAAAGCUAUUUCCAAAUCAACGGCUUUGCGUAAAGAAAACCCCUUCCCCCAGUUCAAAGUUACUUCCUACAAAUGCUUAGGGAUCCGGCUUUCUUUGAAGACCCAACAACACUGCUUCCAGGGGGAGGGGGGAGGGAAGAAUCGGUCGGCUACGAAGUUUAGAAAAAAUGCCCCCCAAGAAUGCAAUUUUCUCAACAGUUUUGUCCAAGAUUGUGGUUCACGAGCGUACAUUACGUAGUUUGGGAAAUCUAGUUCUCGUAGUCGUCCUUGUCUUAGAAUCUUAAGGUCUCUACUGUCAUGCUAAUGGAUCCCAACUGAACUGUUCCACUUGGGACCCUAACUGUUCUACCUGGCAUCCUAACUAUUUCUGCUAGCAGGGAAGGUGGGGGCAAGUUUGUGACCCCCCCACCACCACCCCCACCACCCCCACCAUACAGACGACUGUAGAAUUAUACGACUUUGUAGAGCUAUGUCUUCGUUAGUUUUCAACAAAUCACUUUCAAACUUGGCAAUUUUAUUUCAUUUAAAGGCGUUUUAUUUUCCCUAAAUUGUCCAGGUUUAAAAAAAAGUGUGGAAAGGUCUAUUUACCCUCAAAGAAAGGCGGACUGCAACACCUGCUAAAUGGUAACACAAUACGUAAAAGACAUUGCAAAGUAUUUACUGCAUUUACAGACGGCAGUCAUCAAAAAACAGCUUUUAUGCAGACAAUUAUUUCCUGGACUGAUUUAACCAAUUGAGCACAAUUUUACAUUGUCACUUGAAUGUGUAAAUAAAAAUAUAGGCCAAAAUAUGUCUAAUUAUACAAUUAAGCAAAUGCUUCGUGUGCCGUGAUUGGUCGUUGUCUUUUAUCUGUUAUCAAUGCUGCAUUCUGAUUGGUUAAGCUACUGCUAGGUUAUAUGUUAUAGCCCACUAGUAGCGAAAAGCGCCGGCUUUUUGGCGGCAAAAAAGGAUUUAAGUCUAGCUUUAACUAGCUAAAUUUGUUUGGGAGAUUUUGCUUUCUAAACAUUCCUUGUCUCACAAUAAAUAUUACUUCAAUCUUUAUGAGUUCCUCAAGCGAAGAAUUCAUGCAUUAGUAGGAAAACACAAAAGCAGAUGUUUCUGUCGGUUUUGGUGUCCAUGAAAGGGACGGCGUCUCCAUACAAAGCUUUAUAAAUUUGGGUAAAACGCUUUUCCGAAUAUCUUGCAUAUGAAAUAUUGCACAGACCUGAUUCUUGGCAUAUUCCGCUCAGCUUAGGCUAACCUUGUUACAGUUAUGAGAAAAAACGCAUCUUAUCUAUUAAACUCCCCCUCUUGGACCCCUAAAAUGAAAUAAACGCCCCCGGGCGUCUAUUGCAUUAUUUACAGUACUUGAUUUGGUUUAUCCUAUUAAGCCCCAAGCAAGACCCAAGCAAGCCCCAAGAAUGAUUAGCAUUAAAUGUCUCCUGGCCUGAAAGCAAGCUCUCCGGGGCGCUCUUCGGGCGGCGGGACGGGAAAAGGAAGAGGAAAGCUUGUAACUUCGCCUCUGGAAUUUGAAUUCCACCUCCAAUUCCCCUGUCAGAUUUCCGCCAGUCAGCGCAAAGCGUAGACGUGGAGGAAUGUAAACAAACAUUGAAAAGAUGUGCCAAGGGCAAUGACAUCUCUAGCACUAAAAUAGGAAAUGUACAAAGGGGAGCCAAUUAGAAUUUGAAUUCUGAUAUUAGGUUUAAAGAGUUGUUGUCAAAACGAGUAAUAAAACUCUUUUCAGCUUGGUGUAGACACUGUUGGAAUGAGCACGGUUCAUGAAGUGGUGGUUGCAAGGCAUUCUAGGAUUUUUCAAAAUCCUAAGAGAGACUAG
Messenger RNA from Porites evermanni, 2413 nucleotides. Lineage: Eukaryota; Metazoa; Cnidaria; Anthozoa; Scleractinia; Poritidae. The record is from the annotation of a GenBank genome assembly.